Messenger RNA from Bacillus rossius redtenbacheri, 1784 nucleotides. RefSeq names its product AP-2 complex subunit beta-like. The record is from RefSeq and is a predicted model, not a curated record. Gene Ontology annotation, biological process: vesicle-mediated transport; intracellular protein transport. Gene Ontology annotation, molecular function: clathrin binding. Lineage: Eukaryota; Metazoa; Arthropoda; Insecta; Phasmatodea; Bacillidae. Gene Ontology annotation, cellular component: membrane coat. Bases 159 to 1733 code for a protein of 524 amino acids. The transcript is spliced from 2 exons.
GUGGAAGGCAUACACGCAUUUUCUUCUAGAGCAACAUCUAUGGCUGAAAUUGAACUCUUUAAGAAAUUCCGUCUGUUUGCCAACCGUCUUUGAGAAUUUUCUAUAGACAACGUUAUUGCUUUCCAUUCAAGCAGUAAUAAGUGAAAAGGCGGUGCCGGAUGGCGUCGGACAGGAAGCUCGCCCUGAGGAAGGCGCUGGCGGACCCGUCGUGGGGCGGCGACCCGGCCCGGCAGGUGUCCUUGGACCUGGUCGGUGGUCUGCGCUCGGGCAGCCGCGAGCAGAGGGACCUCGCCCGCCUGCUUCUGCUGCGCCUCGCCGCCGAGACCCCCCAGGAGGCCGCCAACGCCAUGUCCCCAUUCUGCCUGGGCAACGCGCCCCUUGCCAGGGCCCGGGCCCUGCGCACCCUGGGGUACACGCUCCACCUGCCAGCGGGACCCGUCGUCGUGGCGCUGGCCGAUAGCGACGACUACGUCAGGAAGACGGCCGCCAUGUGCGUGGCCAAGAUGCGCGCGAUGAGGCCCGGCGUGGUAGUCUCGCUCGGGCUGCUGGGCCGGCUGAGAUACCUCAUGGACGACCCGAGCCCGGCGGUCGUCUCCAACACCGUGGCGGUGCUUUCCGAGCUCUCCCCCGCCGAGGGACUCACGCCACACGGGGCUCGCAAGCUCCUCUCCGUGCUGGACCGGUGCAACGAGUGGGGUCGCGUCUACGUACUCGACGCCCUCGGCGGAUACUCGCCCGCCGACGAGGAGGAAGCUCGGGAAAUCCGCCGGGUAGUCGCCCCGCAGCUGUCGCACAAGAACUCCGCCGUCGUCGUGUCCGCGGCGAAGGUCCUCCUGGGUCCGACGCGGUCUGAUGAAGACCCCGAGCUCGGCGGGAGGAUCGCGCGGGCGCUGGUAGCCUUCCUGUCCUCGGAGCCCGAGGUGCAGUUUGCCGUGCUGCAGUCCAUCCGGGAGUUCGCCCGCGAGCGGCCGGGGCUUUUCGCGCGCGAGGUGGGCAGCUUCCUCGUGAGGCGCGACGACCCGGCGUGCGUCAAGCUGGGGAAAUUGGACGUCUUGGGGAGGCUGGCGCGGGAGGGAGACUCGCGGCUGGUGCUGGCAGAGCUCAGGACCCAGAUCUUCGACCCCGACCCGGAGGUGGCUCGGGCCAGCGUCGAGGCCCUCGGGAGAUGCGCGGCUCUCGACGGCGGCUGCGCUCCGGAGUGCUUAAGGAUCCUGCAGGACCUCGCGCGACUGGGGGACGAACACGUCGCGCAAGAGGCCGUCGUGGCAUUGGCCCGGGUCCUGUUGACGCGCCCCGGGUCUCACGCCGCCGCCGCCGUCGUCGCGGCAGUCUGCGAAGACCUCCCCCGGCUCACGCGCGCCGACGCCAAGGCGAGCUACGCCUGGCUCGUCGGGGAGUACGCCGAGCUCGUCCCCGACCCCGGGGACUGGCUCGACGACUUCUUGGAGGGCUUCCUGCUCGAGGACCCUCCGGUGCAGCUCCAGCUGCUGACGGCCGCGGUCAAGGUCCGCCUCAAGGGCCUGGACGCCUCGCGGCACCUGGCGGCGCGCGCCGUCGACAUGUGCGCCUCGGAGGUGGGAAACCCUGACGUGCGCGACCGAGGAGUCUUCUACCAGCGACUCCUGAGCGCGGGCGCCGGACUGGCGAGGCAGGUGGUGCUGCGGCGAGAGCCCGGUGCUGAUGAAGCGAGCAAGGACUCCUUGGUGGACGUCGACUACGAGGCUCUUACGUGAAACCAAACAUCGCGAUCGUCCAUCUCCCAAUAAAAUCUUUUGACGGAUAAA